This is a messenger RNA of Malassezia japonica, 618 nucleotides long. RefSeq lists its product as uncharacterized. The coding region runs from base 1 to 618 and encodes 205 amino acids. Gene Ontology annotation, molecular function: structural constituent of ribosome; rRNA binding. Gene Ontology annotation, biological process: translation; ribosomal small subunit biogenesis. The record is from RefSeq and is a predicted model, not a curated record. The transcript has 2 exons. Gene Ontology annotation, cellular component: cytosolic small ribosomal subunit. Lineage: Eukaryota; Fungi; Basidiomycota; Malasseziomycetes; Malasseziales; Malasseziaceae.
AUGCCCAUUGCUACUCACCACUGCAAGGGCGCGCCCCGUAACUCGAGCAAGACUUACAAGGUCCCCCGCCGUCCUUUCGAGAGCCCUCGUCUGGAUGCUGAGCUGAAGCUCGCGGGUGAGUACGGUCUGAAGAACAAGACCGAGAUCUGGCGCAUUGCCCUCACUCUGUCCAAGAUCCGUCGUGCUGCCCGUGAGCUGCUCAAGCUCGACGAGAAGGACCCCAAGCGUCUCUUUGAGGGUAACGCCAUCAUUCGCCGUCUCAUCCGCAUCGGUGUGCUCGACGAGUCGCGCAUGAAGCUCGAUUACGUGCUGGCCCUCCAGAUUGAGGACUUCCUGGAGCGUCGCCUGCAGACCCAGGUGUACAAGAGCGGUCUCGCCCGCAGCAUCCACCACGCUCGUGUGCUCAUCUACCAGCGCCACAUUCGCGUCGGUAAGCAGAUUGUCACCUCGCCCUCGUUCAUCGUUCGUCUCGAGUCGCAGAAGCACAUUGACUUUGCGCUCAACUCGCCCUACGCCGGUGCCCGCCCUGGCCGUGUUAAGCGCAAGCGCCAGGCUUCGGCCGCCGCCGCCGAGGGUGGUGACGAGGAGGCCGGCGAGGAGGAGGAGGAGGAGGAGUAA